AUGUUUCAACCAAAGUGUGUUGCUAGUACAGCAGCACAAGUAAGUGAGAAGAGUGUGUGCGACGACAAAGUCCAGGAAAGCCCCACGGAAAGAUUUUGGAGGAGUCUUCAAUGGACCGCGGAUGGCACGAGUCUGAUCGCCAGUUUGGCAGACAACUCUAUCCAGACCUUCGUCGUGCCUCCUGAUCUUCUGGAUGAGGACCAACAGCCGCACCAUUUGUCUCCGUACUGCAUCAUCCCGGCCAAGGAAGCGGUUAACGCCAUUGCUGCAUAUCCAUUCUUCGACCUCUCGAAUCCUUCAACGGCUUUGGUCCUAUCAUCUAUGCGAGAUCAUCCCGUUCGUCUGAAUUCCGCCUUCUCAGGACAUUUGGGUGCCUCGUAUCCUCUAAUCAAUCCUAUGACGGAAGUAUACAUUUGCCCACAUUCGCUACAUUUUACUCCUCAGGGUGAUCGCUUCAUUGCUGGCUCGGACUCAUUACUUUCGGUCUAUGAUCUGUCUCGCCCUGGCCAGGAACCAAUCUCGUCUAUACAAACUGGCCCUAAACGUAGGACCAGCGAAUGCAACCCCACUACGAGCAUGCGAGGGAUAGUAUCCGCUCUAGCAGUGGACCCAGCAUCCGGCUUGUUAGCUGCUGGGACAUUUGGACGUCAAAUUGGCCUGUAUGCUGGAAUGGGCCAAGGUGAAUGCGUUGGGGUAUUCUCAACCCGUGGUACAGCAGCUGAUGACCAGAUCAGUGGAAGUGGUAUCACACAAGUAGCUUGGAGUCAAGAUGGAAGAUAUUUGUACAUUGCCGAGAGGAAAAGCGAUGGAGUUGUUAUCUACGACAUUCGCAAGACCGGACAGUUACUGUCAUGGCUUGUUGGUCGGAAUGCUCACACGAACCAGCGAGUCUCAAUUGCAUUGACUCGUAUAAACGACGAAAAUUUGCUUGAAGUUUGGGGCGGAGGAGUGGAUGGAGAUAUGCUGUUUCAGGAACCGCGGUACACAACGGAGGUGCCGUUCUGGCAACAGCUUCUGGCCAGCGUCAUUUUGGUGCAAACCUUGGUCAAGAGGAGCUUGCAGACGAACUGA
Molecule: messenger RNA, 1071 nt
Organism: Exophiala spinifera
Lineage: Eukaryota; Fungi; Ascomycota; Eurotiomycetes; Chaetothyriales; Herpotrichiellaceae
Exons: 4
Coding region: 1-1071 (356 amino acids)
Molecular function (GO): protein binding
Source: RefSeq, a predicted model, not a curated record